CUGUGGGGCCCUACCAAAGGAGGAAGUUGGAAACCGGGGUCCCGCGUGAUUGACCCAGGAAGUCCCGCAGGGGUGUGAGGCAAGCACUUCCCAGCUGCUGUGCUCCAGCAGAUAAAGGUGGCCCGCCCGCUGCCAGGUCCUAGCCCGCUCUGCGCGCCCUGCCCGCCAUGUCCCGCCCCUGCGCGCUGCUCGCCUGGGCCCUCCUCGCCCUCCUCGGACUAGGAGCAGCUCGAAAUAAAGAAACCCCAGCCUGCUGCGGCCCCAUCGUGCCCCGGAGUGAAUGGGGGGCCCGGGCGUCGGAGUGCUCCCAGCCCCUGAAACAGCCAGUGCGCUACGUGGUGAUAUCGCACACUGCGGGCAGCAACUGCGACACCCCGGCCUCCUGCCGGCAGCAGGCCCAGAACGUACAGCACUACCACGCCAGCACCAGGGGCUGGUGCGACGUGGCAUACAACUUUCUGAUUGGAGAAGAUGGGCUCGUAUAUGAGGGCCGCGGCUGGAACAUCAAGGGAGACCACACAGGCCCCACCUGGAACCCCAUUUCCAUUGGCAUCACCUUCAUGGGCAACUACAUGGAGCGGGUGCCCCCAGCACGGGCCAUCCGAGCAGCCCAGAGUCUGAUGGCCUGCGGUGUGGCUAUAGGAGCCCUGAGACCUGACUAUGAGAUCAAAGGACACCGGGAUGUGCAGCAGACGCUCUCUCCGGGUGACCAGCUCUAUGCAAUCAUCCAGAACUGGCCACACUACCGCGAGUGAGGCCCUGCUUGUCAGCCCCCUGCCCCAUGCCUCUCUCCCCAAGAGCUGGGAAAACCCCUGCCUCCUCCUCCUCCAAUAAAGAUGCAGCUUGAGAGGCUGAGGCAGGAGGAUCACAAGUUCAA
Molecule: messenger RNA, 877 nt
Organism: Urocitellus parryii (Arctic ground squirrel)
Lineage: Eukaryota; Metazoa; Chordata; Mammalia; Rodentia; Sciuridae
Source: RefSeq, a predicted model, not a curated record